CAGUUUAUAUAUAGACUGCGUAUCGUCUGGUGGUUCGAUAAUUCAGUAACACUGAGCAUUUAUAUCUUUUUCAUUUUACUGUUUGGACAUAACAUUUAACAGAAUGUCGGAGCAAAGAGCAACAAAAUCAGGAUUAGCCGCUGAAGCACACGCAAAGGUUAACGCCAAAUAUGAUGAAGAUCUUGCUCGUCAGGCUUUAACCUGGGUGAACAGCAGGAUCACGGCCACUGGUCAUGAACCAAUCACCACGGAUGGUUCUCGAGAAAAUUUUCACAAAACAUUAGAAGAUGGUACCGUUCUUUGUUGCUUGAUCUCGGCUAUUGAUCCGGCACAUCCUGUAAAAAUAGCAAAAAAGCCUACGAUGGCGUUUAAGAAGAUGGAAUGUAUUGGUCAGUUCUUAAACGCUAUCGAUAGAUAUGGUGUGACAAAAGCAGAAACAUUUCAAACAGUUGAUCUGUACGAGAAACAAAACUUGGCACAAGUUGUAACGACUCUACAUGCAUUAGGACGAAAGGUAAAUACUAAAGAUGGUCAUGGAGGGAUAGGACCGAAGGAGGCCGAACGUCAUUCACGUGAGUGGACGGAGGAACAACUGAAAGCAGGUCAGGGUGUGAUUGGUUUGCAGAUGGGAACCAAUAAAGGGGCAUCACAAGCCGGGCAGAGUUUCGGCAAACAGAGAAUGAUCGUUGACUAGAUAUUACAUUCUAUCAAUACGCUUGAAAUGGCAUAAUAAUAUAAUUCGUCAUAAGCUUUGUUAUUUUAACAUGUUGUUAAUGGAUAUUAUCCGCCUAUAAGUUGAUGGGCUGUAAUAAGUGAUAUAAAUAGGUGUGUAAUCAUUGAUCGACCAGUGACAUCGCAGUACACCCAAUUUAUUUAUUUUGUCUGCAAAAUAGCAUGUUAAUAUCAAUUCAUUAGGUACAUGUAAAAAUGACACUUUUUACAGAUAGAUCAUGUGAUAUUUUACAAAAUACUAGCCUUAUUUUUCACACGGUUAUGCCAUCAAUGAUAUCUUGCAUUUACUUGUGUAUAUUUCGUUAUCGUUUUUUUUUUUCAUUCUCAUAUUCUUACAUACACAGAUUGAAUCUCUGAAGUUCACAUUUUGAUAUAGGUUGAUGGGACCAAAUUUAUUACGCAUUUUACGUAACAGACCAAUUGAAAAAAUAUUUUAAAAAGCCAAAAAGUGCACUUUACAACAAUUUAAUGACUGAUGUGUUUGAUAAAUAUUUGUUGAAAGUGAGAUGAAAAUCCAGUAUGUGUAUUUUAAAAUUGGAAUUUAAAUACAGUUGUGUUUAACUGUUAAAAGACGUUAAGACAUGUAAAAUGUUAUGCAAUUCUACGUUUAACAAUAAAAUGUAUCUACAUUU
Molecule: messenger RNA, 1364 nt
Organism: Mercenaria mercenaria
Lineage: Eukaryota; Metazoa; Mollusca; Bivalvia; Venerida; Veneridae
Product: myophilin-like
Exons: 5
Coding region: 104-694 (196 amino acids)
Molecular function (GO): protein binding
Source: RefSeq, a predicted model, not a curated record